Messenger RNA from Diaporthe amygdali, 582 nucleotides. RefSeq lists its product as uncharacterized. Gene Ontology annotation, biological process: vesicle-mediated transport; protein secretion. The transcript is spliced from 4 exons. The coding region runs from base 1 to 582 and encodes 193 amino acids. The record is from RefSeq and is a predicted model, not a curated record. NCBI's taxonomy places the organism in Eukaryota, Fungi, Ascomycota, Sordariomycetes, Diaporthales, Diaporthaceae. Gene Ontology annotation, cellular component: Golgi membrane.
AUGGACCAUCAACAAUCGGCCGCGCCGGGCUCCCUGAGCUGGCGCCUGAGCUCGCACCCCAUCACAUUACUUACCUUCCUGGCCUUUCGAUCAUCCAGUCUCCUAGUCUACCUCUUCGGCCUCCUCUUCACCUCGAACCUCGUCCUUAUCUUCAUCAUCACCAUCCUCCUCCUCGCAGGCGACUUCUACUACUUGAAAAACAUCGCGGGCCGACGACUCGUCGGGCUCCGCUGGUGGAACGAGGUCGAUCCAUCGUCGGGCGACUCUAAGUGGGUGUUUGAGAGCAGCGAGCCCGGCACAAAGGUCAUCAACCCCACGGACAGCCGCUUCUUCUGGCUCGCCAACUACAUCCAGCCGCUGUUGUGGGUUGCCUUGGCGAUACUAGCGCUCGUGCGGUUCAUGUUCAUCUGGUUGCCUCUUGUUGCUAUCGCAUUGGCAUUGACGAUUACAAACUCCUUGGCGUUCUCCCGGUGCGACAAAUUCAGCCAGGCGUCCAACAUUGCAGGAGGCGCCUUCUCCGCGACAGGCAUGGCUGGCAACAUCGCGAGCGGUAUGGUGGGGAGGUUCUUCAACAGGGGCUAG